AUGGAUGCUCCUAGUAUUGGGAAUUUUUUCACCUGGACUAAUGGUCGUGUUAAAGCAAAAUUGGACAGAGUACUUAUUGACCCAACCUGGAAUUAUGGGAAUUUUAACUGUUGUGUGGAUUUCAAAGAUUUUGAAUGGGUAUUAGAUCACUGUCCUUUGGUCAUUAAACUUUUUAAUCAUAUUGAGACUGUCAAUAAGCCAUUCAAAUUCUUUAAUAUGUGGUUGGUGCACCCCAAGUUUAAGACUAUUGUUAAUGAUGUCUGGAGGACUGUCAUAUUGGGGACAGAACAGUACAGAUUUGCUAUCCACCUUAAAGCUCUCAAAUCUCCCCUCAAACUUCUCAACAAAGAAGAGUAUGGUCACAUCUCUGAAAAAGCUUCCCAUGCCAAUGAAGAGUACAAAGCCUUUGUGCAACAAUUUGAUGUUCUUACAGCUUCGAAAGAUGAUAGGAAUAAGCUUCAUAUGAUGAGGGAGAAUGCAAUGUUCUUGACGGAAGCUGAAAAGCAAUUUUUCAAUAAGAAAUUCCAGAUAAAAAAUUUGAUUAAAGGGGACAAGGGAUCUAAAUUCUUUCAUGAUCUGAUCAAAAAAUCUCAUAGGGAUAAGAGCAUUUCGUGCAUACUUGAUCAGUCGGGACAACCAACAACAUCUCUCCUGCAAGUGGAAAGUUUGUUUGUAGAUCACUUUAAAUCACUUUUGGGUACUACCAGUCCUCGGGAACAUUGUAAUGCUGAUAUUAUAAGGAAUGGACCUUCUCUUUCUGCUGCUCAAUAG
This is a messenger RNA of Ipomoea triloba (trilobed morning glory), 771 nucleotides long. RefSeq lists its product as uncharacterized. The record is from RefSeq and is a predicted model, not a curated record. Bases 1 to 771 code for a protein of 256 amino acids. The transcript has a single exon. NCBI's taxonomy places the organism in Eukaryota, Viridiplantae, Streptophyta, Magnoliopsida, Solanales, Convolvulaceae.